Molecule: messenger RNA, 4132 nt
Organism: Cercocebus atys (sooty mangabey)
Lineage: Eukaryota; Metazoa; Chordata; Mammalia; Primates; Cercopithecidae
Gene: RASA3
Product: RAS p21 protein activator 3
Exons: 24
Coding region: 1709-4117 (802 amino acids)
Biological process (GO): regulation of GTPase activity; intracellular signal transduction; negative regulation of Ras protein signal transduction
Molecular function (GO): GTPase activator activity
Source: RefSeq, a predicted model, not a curated record
UGAGCUGUUCUGAGGGUCCAGUGCCCAUCAGGAAGUAUUCAUUUGUUUUUUCCCACCAACCGAUUAUCUUUGACGCUUCCUUAAUGAUUCCCCAAAUAAAAAUUUCCAGAACCUUUUGAAUUAGAGCAUCUCGGAGCCAGACGAGCCUUCGAGAGCUGCCGUGUCGCUUGCUUUUGCAGUUCAGGAGUUUCAGGCCCACAGAGGCAGACCGUGUGUCGGGGGCGCUGGUGGGAAAUGGCCACACGCAGUGAGGCCCUGAGAGCCGCUCCGUGUGGGCAGCAGCGGGUGCCGCUGGGAACGCCUGCCGGCACCUCGACCCCGAGAUACACGCAGUGUGGACACGGGAGCCUUCGUCCAGACCCCGCGGCUUCUGCUCCUUCGCACAGUGCCCCAGGUUAAUAUGGUGGAUGAAAAGUCUUUAAAAAGCUUCAAACUGAGUUUAUCUCUGCCCUCUGGAGUUUCUGGCCUGCCAGUUUGCAAAUCGGCAUCUUCGAAAUGAGCCGACCGCCCACGUGGGCGAGGACGUGUGUGCUUGCUGAGUUGACGCGAAGCUUUGGAAGGGGUAGAAGUGGGGAUCUGAGAAACUUCGACUCUGCUCCUGUUUUUGAUUUUGUUUCAACAAGAAUAAGGUGAUGUGGCCCCGAGUGGCGCCAGCAGGAGCUACGUGAGCCUUGGUGUGGUCUCAGCGUGGUGCCUGUGCCUGCAUCUGUCCUCUCGUCCUGCGCCCUCGAGACACCAUGGCCAGGCGUGUUUAGAGCCAAAUGACGGAGGCGGAGAAGUCCCUGGGGAGGCGCGAGUGUGUUUGAGACGUUUGUUUUACAGAAUGGACUUAAACUGGGCACCCGCCGUCUGGAUCGACAGCUGCCACUCAUCCCUCCCGGCUCCCUCCCGAUUCUCUGGUAAACUGGGCCGUUAGGCUUGCCGCUGGGGUGUGCUCCGAGCUGCCAGCAGAGCAGUCACAGCUGGGGUUCAGUUAUGACCUCCAGAUCGACCCCGGCAAACAAGGAGUCCAGCACCACGGUCGUGAGUCCGGCGCCGCGGUCGUGAGUCCGGCACCGCGGGUGUUUUCUGCAGAGCCAGCCGGGAACCGGCUCGACUUCCUUCACGUGCAUUCAGGUGGUGUCUCUGGGCUUGAGGGAGGGAGAGGUGGACCCAGCUUAGGCCCCUCUGGGACGCUUCUCUUAACUGGCAAUUCAAACAGCUGGAGUUCACAGUCAAAUCAUGUCCACGAGAAGGAGCUCUUUCCUUUAAUUCUGGCGCCAACUUUGACCUAAUAUCAUAACAUAAAAUUCAAAAUAAAAAGGGACUCAGUGGAUAAAUGAAUAAGCAAGACGAGGUCCCUCUGCACGAUGGAAAGUUAUUCAACCUGAAAAAAGAAGGGAAUCCAGUCAGCGGCCACAGCAGGGCCACCCUGGAGGGCACUGGCUGAGCGGAGUGAGCCGGAAGGACACGUCCCGUGGAUUCCGCCGACGUGAGGCCCAGAGCAGUCAGAUCCAGAGACAACGUGGGGCGAGGGCCGCUGGAGACAGCAGGAGGGGAUGGGAGCGAGUGUUGAACGGGGCCCGAGUCUCCGUUUCGCACGAUGAGAGCGUUCUGGAGAGGAUGGCGGUGAUGGUUGCACAACUCGGUGAACGUGGUUAAUGCUACGGAACUGUGCACUCGAGCAGGUGAAGCCAAAAACCUUCCCUCUUACCCGGGGCCAAGCAAGAUGAGGGAUUGCUACUGCACGGUGAACCUGGACCAGGAGGAGGUUUUCAGGACCAAGAUUGUGGAGAAGUCGCUCUGCCCCUUUUACGGAGAAGACUUUUACUGUGAAAUUCCUCGGAGCUUUCGUCACCUGUCCUUCUACAUUUUCGAUAGAGACGUUUUCCGGAGGGAUUCCAUCAUAGGGAAGGUGGCCAUCCAGAAGGAGGACUUGCAGAAGUACCACAACAGGGACACCUGGUUCCAGCUGCAGCACGUGGACGCCGACUCGGAGGUGCAGGGCAAAGUGCACCUGGAGCUGCGGCUGAGCGAGGUCAUCACAGACACUGGGGUCGUCUGCCACAAGCUCGCCACACGCAUCGUUGAGUGCCAGGGCCUCCCCAUCGUGAAUGGGCAGUGCGACCCCUACGCCACCGUGACGCUGGCAGGACCCUUCAGAUCGGAAGCAAAGAAGACGAAAGUAAAGCGGAAGACCAACAACCCCCAGUUCGAUGAAGUGUUUUAUUUUGAGGUGACCCGGCCCUGUAGCUACAGCAAGAAGUCUCACUUUGACUUCGAGGAAGAAGACGUGGACAAGCUCGAAAUCAGAGUUGACCUCUGGAAUGCCAGUAACCUGAAGUUUGGAGAUGAAUUCCUGGGAGAACUAAGGAUCCCGUUGAAAGUCCUGCGGCAGUCCAGCUCCUACGAGGCAUGGUACUUCUUGCAGCCCCGGGACAACGGUAGCAAGAGCCUAAAGCCAGACGACCUGGGCUCCCUGCGGCUGAACGUGGUAUACACGGAAGACCACGUGUUUUCUUCUGACUAUUACAGCCCUCUGCGGGACCUGCUGUUGAAGUCUGCGGACGUGGAGCCCGUGUCAGCAUCCGCGGCCCACAUCCUGGGUGAGGUUUGCCGGGAGAAGCAGGAGGCGGCCGUCCCGCUGGUGCGGCUCUUGCUACACUACGGCAGGGUGGUGCCCUUCAUCAGUGCCAUCGCCAGCGCGGAGGUGAAGCGGACCCAGGACCCCAACACCAUCUUCCGAGGAAACUCGCUGGCGUCCAAGUGCAUCGACGAGACCAUGAAGCUGGCGGGGAUGCAUUACCUGCACGUCACCCUGAAGCCCGCCAUCGAGGAGAUAUGCCAGAGCCACAAACCCUGUGAAAUAGACCCUGUGAAGCUGAAAGAUGGAGAAAACCUUGAAAACAACAUGGAGAACCUACGGCAGUACGUGGACCGCGUCUUCCAUGCCAUCACCGAGUCCGGGGUGAGCUGCCCGACCGUCAUGUGCGACAUAUUCUUCUCACUCCGGGAGGCGGCGGCCAAGCGCUUCCAGGGUGACCCGGACGUCAGGUACACCGCAGUGAGCAGCUUCAUCUUCCUGAGGUUCUUUGCGCCUGCCAUUCUCUCCCCCAACCUCUUCCAGCUCACGCCGCACCACACGGACCCCCAGACGUCCAGGACGCUGACAUUGAUCUCCAAGACCGUUCAGACCCUCGGCAGCCUGUCCAAGUCCAAAUCUGCGAGUUUUAAGGAGUCCUACAUGGCUACAUUUUAUGAAUUCUUCAAUGAGCAGAAAUACGCUGAUGCGGUGAAGAACUUCUUGGAUCUGAUUUCGUCCUCGGGGAGAAGAGAUCCCAAGAGUGUUGAGCAGCCCAUCCUGCUUAAAGAAGGGCUCAUGAUCAAGAGGGCGCAAGGACGGAAGCGCUUUGGGAUGAAGAAUUUUAAGAAGAGAUGGUUUCGCUUGACCAACCAUGAAUUUACCUACCACAAAAGCAAAGGGGACCAGCCUCUCUACAGCAUUCCCAUCGAGAACAUCCUGGCCGUGGAGAAGCUAGAGGAGGAGUCUUUCAAAAUGAAAAACAUGUUCCAGGUCAUCCAGCCGGAGCGCGCGCUGUACAUCCAGGCCAACAACUGCGUGGAGGCCAAGGACUGGAUCGACAUUCUCACCAAAGUGAGCCAGUGCAACCAGAAGCGCCUCACUGUCUACCACCCGUCCGCCUACCUGAGCGGCCACUGGCUGUGCUGUAGGGCGCCCUCGGACUCGGCUCCAGGCUGCUCGCCCUGCACCGGCGGCCUCCCAGCCAACAUCCAGCUGGACAUUGACGGGGACCGUGAGACAGAGCGUAUCUACUCCCUCUUCAACUCGUACAUGAGCAAGCUGGAGAAGAUGCAGGAGGCCUGUGGGAGCAAAUCCGUGUACGACGGCCCGGAGCAGGAGGAGUAUUCGACGUUCGUCAUUGACGACCCCCAGGAGACUUAUAAGACACUGAAGCAGAUCAUCGCUGGCGUCGGGGCUUUGGAGCAGGAGCACGCCCAGUAUAAGAGGGACAAGUUCAAGAAGACGAAAUAUGGAAGCCAACGACCCAGCACUUGUUGGAGAGAGACAGCAGCCUCCGCUCCCAUCCUGGCAGCAUCCGUGGGACUCCCGACAUGAGAGCGUCCAGAGCAG